AUGCCGCCUCAUCUCCAUCCCCGGUCGCGCAUGACCUCGUCUCUGUUUGGACUCACCAUAGCUGCGAGCUUUUUCGUCGUCGGCCUGCCCCAUGUGCUGCCAUGCCCGGCCCCUCGCGUCCGCCUCGCCGACUCGGAAACAACAGCAGACGGCACCAGGAGGAGGCGGAGGAGGAAGUCCGACGCGACCGAGGUCAAGGAUGGCAUCGCACAGUUCGAAAGCACCACUGAAGACUUUGAGAGGCUGGCCGCAAAGGAUGCCGCCAAACGGGAAUGCCCUGUACCAAAGCCGGGAGGCGUCAUCGGCGGCCUGAUGGGAUUCAACAAAUCGAGGCCGGACAACGAGCAAUCACAUAACAACAGGUGA
Neoarthrinium moseri is the source of this 366-nucleotide messenger RNA. RefSeq lists its product as uncharacterized. The transcript has a single exon. Gene Ontology annotation, cellular component: mitochondrial matrix. NCBI's taxonomy places the organism in Eukaryota, Fungi, Ascomycota, Sordariomycetes, Amphisphaeriales, Apiosporaceae. Gene Ontology annotation, biological process: mitochondrial respiratory chain complex IV assembly. The coding region runs from base 1 to 366 and encodes 121 amino acids. The record is from RefSeq and is a predicted model, not a curated record.